Messenger RNA from Porites lobata, 12657 nucleotides. NCBI's taxonomy places the organism in Eukaryota, Metazoa, Cnidaria, Anthozoa, Scleractinia, Poritidae. The record is from the annotation of a GenBank genome assembly.
AUGGGUAACAGGCAAAGUUCCAAAAGAAGGGAGAGUCAGAUUGUACGUCCAAAUUUGGCAUCAGCUGUCAAUCCAUCACUUCCACCUGAAGCUGUCAAUACACUUGCAAACUGUUUGAACCGCCUGCCACUUGUUCUUGAUAAGAGGGUACGGGAUGAGGUGAUACGUCGGGUGGAACUGGUCGAGACUCCUGAUACUCCAGAAAUUCUUUUAAGGAAGAGUCAAGAGCCGUCUGGAAUUUAUGUGCUUGUGUCUGGAAAUGUAAAUGUUGUGAGUGAAAAUGAAAAAUAUGUUCUGAGAGAGAUCCAAGCUGGUGAUUGUUUUGGUGAAGUUUCAGUCCUUUUUAAUAUCAAGUGCACUGCUGACGUGAAGACCGUGAACAGGUAAAAAGUAUUCAGGUGUUUCAUUUAAAUCUGGACAGUGGUGCCAUUUGUGAAAGUUCUUUUUCGUUUUUCAAAUAAUGAUAAUUAUUGCUUUGUAAAGCUACUUACUUCAUGUUUUAGUGAAAUAAUUAUAAAAUAAUCAAACUGGUGAUUUGCUGUGUUGCUAUGAUGGAAAAGAAAGCAAAAUGCAAUGGAUAUGGUUGAUGAGAAAUUAGUACUAUUUUUAUGUGAAAGGAAAUAUUAUGAUUCAAGUCUUGCUUUUAAAAAAUGAAGUGUUAUUUUUAUAAUACUGUAGUUUAGUUAAGUCAUUUUAAACUUUUACAAAAAUCUGUCAAUUCUUUAAUGAUUCUUUGGUCUUUAUAAAGACAUAAAAUGAAGAUAAAGAAGUUAUAAAUGCAAGUGACUGAGUAGCCUCUUGAUGUACAUAAUGUCGUGGAAAAUUAUUGUGAGGUAUAUAUUAUGUGUUAUUGACCAAGCAUGAGGUCAAAAUGGCUGGAUAUUAGUUCUUUUUUGUGUUUUUAUUGACCAAGAUGAAGUAGAGGGAAAUAUUCAGUCCAUCUUGACCAAAUAAGCUUGGACAAUAAAAGAUUAAUUAUAUGGCCUAAAAGUGAACAUUUACUUGCGGAACCAACAUCGGAAAUCCCCAGCAGGCAAGAUUGACCCAUCUUGCUCGCUCAGGUAGCCAAUCAGAAUGUAGGAUUCACUUCAUCUUGCCUGCUUGCGGAUUCAGCCUUAUAAUAAAGCAUUUUACACCAGGGUCUUAUAGUUAUUUAAAAUAAUUCAGGUUUCCAGUAGUCUACUUUGGAUCACUUUGCUCGUCUAUCUGUUCAAGUGACAUGUGUCCAUUAUCUUUUUGUCUUUUACAAGGUGUGUAAUUUUGUUGCUAAAAACUUCUGAUGCUCGUCAACUGUUUACAUUUCCAAGUGAAGUGAUGCUGUUGCAGUGGUUUCAACAGAGGUUAGUGUGACCUAUCUUAUGUGCUUAUAAUGGAUGCUAAAAUAAAUAAGUUAAUUUGAUAAUUUUGGAAAACCUGUUUCUCCUGUUGUUCCGUUAUAUAGCAAUGUGACACAUGUAUAAAGUUUAGGUCCUGUUCGCACUAUACAAAAUUUUUUUUUGUUUUGCAAAAAAUCUGUCAACAGGAAGACAUUGCUAGUUCAAAUAAUUUUUUUGACGUACCAAAAUGUUCUCAAGCGUAACCAAACUUCAAAGAUUCCAUCCAGAAAGUUCAGAGACCUACAAUUUUUUGUCAGUUGACAAAAUCCUCUGUUCUUUGACAGCUGUGUAUAAAAUGCUCUAGGCAAUUUGCUACAAAUGCAAGAUGACGUUGUACAUAGCUCUACCAACCAGCAUGGAGUAUAAAUGUUAAUUAUUGCGGUCAAGUGCCUGUACAUGUGUAUUUAAGUAAUAUAAAAAUUUAUUGGUUCCGUUUAAUUAUGUUAUUACCUGAGCUAAAAGCUGGGGCUGAUUAUUCACUGAAAAUGAUAUUUAUUAUCUGUGUGUGUUUGUGCUAUUAAUAGGAGAUACUUUGACACCAGUAAACUGUUCAACAGUCAUCAGCUGUCUCGUGAGAUUGCUCUUGAUGUGCUACAAAGGGUAGGAUCUUGAUAUUUAGUAAUAAUUAAAAUUAUACCAAAAGUAAUUUAGGAACUGUAUUGAUCUCUGUUGUCUUGAACAUUUUUUUUUUUUUAAAAAAGCAAAUAUCAAUUUUAAGCAAAUUUUUAAUUUUAUUACAUGUAGGUUCCUUAAAGUAAUUUAUUUUAUUUGUAUUAUAGUCUCCAGUGUUACAUGGUUGGAAGAAAGAAGCUUUAGAUUCCGUAAUAAAGACAGUUAAACCUGGUAAAUUAAACUUAAGUUAAAAAGAUAUUUUAAUAUCAUUUUAUUAUUUAAAAAUAAUAGUAAUUUGAACUAUUCAAAUCAGCAACACCUGACUGAAAAAAAAGGUUAUUGUUGUGUAGACUGCUGAAACCAUUACAGUAUUUUGUUCUAUGCUGCUGUAAACAUCACAACUCAUGGAAAAACUUCUUAAUGUUAUUUGAUUUUAAAGUACAGUUUUUACAUGUAACAUGUACUUGACCACGAUUUAUAUAGGGUUUGCAUAAUUAUUUGCCUGUCAACGAGAAAAAUGUUUAACAGUAAAAGAACAGGCACUUUUUUUAAAGAAAAGUUAGGAACGAAUAAAUAUGUAAAUUGUUACAUUGCAGAAAUUAUUAUGCUGUAUCCUGCAAAUAGCAUUAUUACAAAAGAAGGAUGGAAGGGGCAGGAAAUAUUUAUUCUUCUUCAUGGACAGUAAGUACAUUGUACAAAUUGAUAUUAUAUUCCUUCCUGUGUCACAUGUAAUUGGUUUAAUUCACAUUUUUUGUGUUUAUAGUUUGAACUACUUUAAGACUGAGUGACUGCUGUAACUGAAUUUUAAUAUGAAAAAAAUAGAAACCCUCUGUUUAAUAAUACAGUGGAACAUCCUUGUGACCACCCCUUAUUAGAUUCAAAUAUCAAAAUUUUCGUAGUCAAAGCUCUGUGAUAAAAUUAAACCUCUCAUAAAAGACUACCCUGUUCAUUGUUUUUAACUUCUUGUAAUUAACCACUUGACGCAAGGUCUAUCAAAAUUACCUCUGACCUGCUCCUUGCUCAUUGAAUGUACUAUGCCACUGAAAGUAUACAAAGAAUUUUCAUUGACAAAUUGAAACCACACAUAUCAUAGCUUAGAAAUUGAGUGCAAUAAAUUCUCUUCCAAAAAGAAAAUGUGUUGGGACCUUUCUUUCUCCCAUAAGCAACCACUAAAUUGCAUUUUGGGUGGUCGCCUAUGGGAGGUUCCACACUUAAUAAUGGGCAGUCUCUUGGUGUUGGGGAUAGGUGCAAUCACCAAAUGACAUAAUACAAAAGCAUAAAAAGACACCAAACAAUACCCACACCACAACACAAUAGCUAACCAACAAUAGUUUCCGCAACACCAAGAAAAACCUGUAUAAUGCACCGUGCCCAAAUAGACUAGGCACUGAUAAGGUGGUGUGGCAAUCUUUACAGUAAAUAUACGGCACUAAUUUUUAUUUGCCUUUGCCUUAGAAACUUUAUGAUGAUCCAAGAGAAAAGAAAAACUAGCAUUCAAUUUGUUUAGGAGUUUUCAAACCAAAGAAAAAUUUGAACCACAAUAACAUUUGGUAUUUGAAACUGAGACAAUGGUUAAUAUGAACUCACUGGUUACUCUAUUGUACUCAACAGGGUGACGUUUUCCACAGGGGACCAAGAGCUUGCUACAUUUGCUGCUGGAGAAAAAGGUUUCUCCUUUGGUGAAGAAGGCAUGUUGUUAUUAACCGCCCUUUAAGGGGCUAUACGUAUGUGACACCACAGUUAAGGAGUGAAGUAGACGUGAAAACUGUCACACUCCUUUGUUAUAUAUAAUCAGGGGCAUUCCCUACAAUUUUCUAAAGUUUAAUUUUUCACAUUUCAUUCCCCAGGUUAGGCUCUUUUCUGUAGAAAAAAGGAAACCUGAAAUUUUCGGAUUCAAAAAUGUGAUGGAGAGAGGAAUCAGUGAAAUUCUCACUUUCGUAAUUUAUGCUUGGAAAAAAUAAUACUCAACUUAAUCCUGUGAAGUUUUGAAAAAGACUCAAGUUCCCCUAGGAUGACCGAACAGAUACGAAUUUGAUAGUGCCAUUUAGAAUGCUUUUCUAGAGAUCUGAAAGUACUCUGGGUAGCCUGAGAAGUGUUUUCAAUGAAUUAGGAGGAAACUGUCAUUGGGUGGCCCUGACAUUUGUGGACUUGAAGGUGCACAAUGUUCAGUAGCGUUCGUAUCAUUAAUUUGGAUCUUUCUGACCAAUAAAAGUGUCGCAUUAAUUUAUUCUGUGACAAGCAAAAUAAAAACUUAAGGAUCGUAUGUGCAGAGUCAGGGAGCUCCUAACAUACAGUAUACAGCUGUAAUCUGCAGUGCUGUUGUUUUUAUCUUUGAUGUUUGCCAUUUUUCAUAAGCAGUCUCCUCUACUAACUAUGGUCAUGAAGAUAUUGCUGCUGUUGCUGCCAGUUCACAUCUCUUGUAAAUUCAUUUCUCAGAUCUUAGUAUUCUAACAAUUCAACUUUAUUCACAUGUUGAAAUUGGGCUCACUUCCUUUUUCUGUUCAACAUGGGUUACAAGCAUUAAAUAGAAAGAUAGAUUGAUUCACUGAAAAGAAAACCAAACUGACAUAAGAAAUUUCUCAAAAGAUGAAAAAUUAAUGCCUCGAAAAGCAUCUACUUACACUAGGGUGAAUUGUCUCUCUGUUUUCAGUUUUUAUAUUCACAUAUCUUCACUUUUUCUCAACUGCUAGGAAAAACUGAAUUUUAAAGCUUACACUCGCUUUUAAACCAGACCAGGUACCCUUAAGGGAAUUUAGGGGACACAUUGCUAUGGGCAACCAAUUUAAUUAAAUAACAACUGCUUUACAAUGUACAGUGCUGUAGGUCAGUUCUGUGCUUUAGUGAUUCUAUUAAGUACCUUUACCCAUACACAAAAUGCAUCAGUAGAGUUAUGAAGAAGAUAUUAAACAAAUUCCAUCAGAGAGCACUCUGUACUAACCAUGACAUUUUUUUGGUGAUUUUACUGAGAAGGAAUAUCAUCAAAAAAUGAAUAAGCUGGCCCAAAUUUUCAAGUUUCAAUCCAUGUGGAAUCCUCACCAUCCCUUGCAACAGAAGUCAGUAAAGUUUCAAAAACAAAACCCAGCUUCUUCUUCUCAGUAACUGCAGCCACUUGUUUUUUUCUAGGGGGUUAUGUCAUGUUAUACAUGUAGAUCAGUGUUAGCACUUUUUCUCUUCAAUUGAAUUCCAAAAAUAAUGGUCCAGUUUUAAUAAUUUUAUACAAUGUACAUGUAUUACUAAUACAAUUUUUUACUACCUCUCAAAAGCGACCAUCUCUUAGAUAACAACAUUUGCUACCAUUUAUUAAGGUUGAUUUCAGACUGUUGUGGUUCGGGAUGUUGAAUGUUUGUCAGAAGUGAUGUAAGUUUUCUUUUGCGUGAAAGUUUUGCUUUAUGGAAGGAAUUUAAUUGUUACCAUAAAUAUUUUGUCCAGGCUUCAUUGACAUUGUGAGUAUACAACACCAUUCAAAUGUUGUGUGACAUUGUACUAAUAAAUGCUGCAAUUUAUCACUCAGGUUUUUUCACUGGGACUGAGAGAAGAUCCACUGUGAGGUAAUAAUUCAGGUAAAACAUAACCUAGACCCAUGGUUCCCCUCUGAAGAAUAGGCCCUCAUAAUCUGAAAAUUACUACAGUUAAACCUCUUUAAUAUGGACACCAAAGGGACAGAACCAAGUGUCCUCUUUACAGAGGUGUCCGUAUUAUAGAGGUUGAGAAUGUUUGAUUUUUGGCAUUUCUGUGACCAAACGAACUGUCCGUGAUAGAGAGCUGUCCUUAAGGAGAAGUUUGACUGUAUUGUCACAAUCUGGAAAACAGCUCUAGAAAAGAAAUAAUAACAACAUAUAAUUAUUUUGUACCCUUAAAAAAUUGUAUUAGCAAGGCUGUGCUCUAAGGAAAAUUGAAGGGAGCCUAGUGCUCUGAAACUUUAAAAUCUAGGGUGCCCAGCAUAAGAGUAGCAAUCCAGGCUUGAAUUGCACCAUCGUAUCCUUACAUUACUUAUUUGUUGCAUAGUGUUGUAUUUCAGUUGUAUCUCGGUACGUGUGCGCGUACAAUUUUAUUUUGAGCGCACGCAUUAUUUGUUUAUUUAUUUAAUUGACGUGUACAUUUAGUUAGUUUAUUAACAUCUUAAUUUUACUUUGCGUCAUUUUCCUCACUUAUACAUUGUCCAUGACUGUGCUCACAUGGUGGGUGGCUCCUCCUAAAAUGUUCUGCAAUUGGUAUAGGAUUUAAUGGAGCCGAAACCAAUUGUGGAAUUGCACGCAUUUUAGGCAUCUUACUGAUGAACAGUUGCGACACGUAGAGAUAAUAUAUUUUUUAGCAACUAAGAUAAUUUGCAGUCUGUCUACUUUGUAUUUGAUUUGUAUGAAAAAAGUAAGAUUUGCUAGUCACCUGAAAGCAAAAGUUAGGCACCAUGGGCCACAGGGCUAGAGCAUAGCCCUGAUUAGUAAUGCAUGUAUUUAAUAAUUAUAAUAAUUAUUGUGGGAUACAAACUACAUGUACAGUGAUUUUGUUACAAAUAGUUAUGGUGAGUCCUGGGACUCAUCUUCUGAAAAAUCAUGAGUCCCUGCUGUCCAUAACCAAUGAGUCCCAGUUCAAAAAAACAAGGAAUCCUAAAUUGAAAAUGCUUGGGCCUUUAUGUAACCAGAGAAUUAAUCUGGAGACAGAUGCCAAAACUCUUUGGGGACACAUUGUUUACAUUACAGUUUACUGAAAUUAAAAUGUAUAGUCCUUCUAUAUAUUUAAAGCACAAAGAAGACAAACAAAUAUGCAUCUUUAAACAACAGCCACAGAAUCAUACGGACAGGAUAUAAUUAUUAUAAAUGUAUGAAUGAACUUGCUGAAAAUAUAAUCACAAAAAUAUAUUUCCAGCAAGAAAAACCAGUCCUCAUUGUUCUCAAAAAUUAGUUUCCACAAACCAGUAGUUGUUGUGGUGAUUUUAUACUGGGGGAAAUUUUUUUGUCAGUGGUGGUGGUGGGGGGUCUUUCAUUUUGUACAACAAACUUUAUUGAUUUGCAACCCUCAGCAAACUCUUUUACUGCACUGAACUAUACACAGUUGUAUACAGUCAGUUAAAGUUUUUUAAAGUGACCUCCUUGAGAAUGUGCAAGUGGUUGCAACUAAAGCUGGUCAUCUAUCAGAUUAGAUUCUUGUCAAAGUGAAAAGAAUUAUUGUUUGUUCUUUAGGUCAUCUGGGCCUUGCCAGGUCAUUAUGCUCCGACAAGAAAACUUCCAUGAUGUUUUCAGUCAGGUUUGUUGAAAUGAUAAUUUAUUUAUUAUUAUAAGACAAUUAAUUUUUAUUAUUCCAAUUGGCAACGAAAAUGUGGACACAGUAAUCCAAACUGUAUGUGCGAAUGUAUCAUAUUGACUUUACAACAUGCCACUUGAUCCCAUAUUGUACAUAAAUAGUGUUAAUGUUUAUGGGUGGUUAGUUUAUAAGGCUGUUAAGGUGUGAAUGUGUUAAGCUACUACGCUGUAAAUUAUCUCUGUAUUGUGAGGUCCACUACUGUGAUUUACCAGUACUGUUUUGACGAGGGUUGUUAUUCCUCACUUGUUGCUGUUGCAACAUCUAAUACAGCCGUUUUGAGUGGGCCAACAUGUUUGUUCAAGUUUAAAGAUAUCUUGAAGACUUGUGUUUCAUAGCAUUUUGCAAAUUUCAAAUGAAUUUAAUGAACAUUGGUGAGAAAGCUAUGUAACAUCCCAUGAUAUUUAAAGCACUUUAAUAUUCAUUAACUUUGUCUGCUAUUUUAAUUUUGUUCCCUGCUUGCAGUUCACAGCAGAAGCAUCUCUACUGCAAGAACUGAAUGUAAAGUGGAAACAACAAGUAAACCAGAGAGAUGCUGAGUUGUACACAAAGUAUGGAGGUGCUUUGGAUCUCGAGGUUUGAAACUUUCUUUUUUUCUUUCCAUUUACACUGAUGCUCAUAUACAUUGUACUGUAGAUGCCUGUGUAGAAAUAAUUACUGCAUUGUUCUUUGCAUGUUGUCCAUACCUAAAACACAUUGACAAUUGUCUGCUAAGGAGGAUUUUUCUUCUUCUUUUUUUUAUCAUUUGUGAUCAUUUUUUUCCUUUUCUCGUUACCUUUUUGUUUUGAAUAUCUAUAGAGCUUGAGGUGAAUUUUAAUAUUCGUACAGUGUCACAACUUUACUUUUUUGAAAUCUUUUUGGGGGAUUACAUUUAGCUUGAUGUAUAAUUAUUGUCUUGCUAUGAUACCUUCUUUUCAAAAAAAAGUUAUUGAUUUAAUUAACAAUUAACAGUGUUUGUUUCUGUUUUGGUUUUCUUAGAUUUUGAGGAUGACUUUAAAGCAGGUAAAUAAAAUGGUUUAAGAGUGGUGAUUGCAGUCCCAGACAAAAAAAAACUUACUUGUACCCUGCCUUUUUGGAUUAAAAGAAACACUAUGUUUUGGCACUGUUUUCAUGAACAUCAAGUUAAUUCUUGCACAAUUGCGAAAUAUUAGAUCUGAGGAAUUAAUAUAUAUUUUUAAUUUUUAAUAUUCGUCUCAUCCAGGAUUGAAUGUUUGUGACCAUGAGGUAGUAAAAAAGGCGUAUUGCGACUCCCUUCCCCCCACCCCCGGACGGAAUGCUAGUCCAUCGUAGGGUUAUCCCCCAGCAGUAUGUCGCCGGUACCCAUUUAUACUCCUAUGUGAAGAGGGACAAAGUGGAGUAAAGUUCCUUGUCUAAGGAAACAGCGCGAUGGGCGAGGCUUGAUAUAAACAUUACAAAUAAUCGUGUCAAGUACGAAAUACUAACUCAAUAAUACCUACAUUCACUCUUGGGAAGUGGUUGCCCAAUAUAGUAAAUUAGAAUUAAAAAAAAUAUAUAUUGAAAAGAGACGAAAACGAGCAGGUAAAUCAGUUUAAAUUUAAAUGGUUGGGGUUUGUUUACCAGACAGAUGAGUUCCAGCACUGUCCUCCUGGUUUUUUAUAUCUUAUUGCAUUGUCCAUGGUCAUCAAGGAAGUUCAAGCAGAUGAAGCUGUGCUGUCUAAGAGACAAUACCAAGAUGGUAAGAUUAUACUGUUCUGCAAAAUUUAUCAAUCACUAACAACCACGGUUGUACAGAUAGUCCUACUCAGUGAAUCGACUCUUAUAUCGCCUGAUGAAGACCUGCAGUAUGCGGUCGAAACGUCGCGAUCAAUAUCUAGGUGAAUCAUGAGACAAACCAUAAACGAACCGCUUCUAUCAUUGAAGUUGUUUCUAUCUUUUGAGUUGUGAAAAUUCAGAUAAUUAAUAAUAAUAAAAGAAAUAAUUUCCGUUAUUUACCCUCGGCAGUAUUUAUAGCACUAAUGCCAGUGGGGCCGAGCAAAUUCCUAAAACAAACAAUUUAAAUCAAACAUAAUGUGGUUAAGAAUCCCAACUGGCCUGAGACAAGCCAGUUGGCUAUUUACAAGCGUGGCCAAGGAUUUGGUUAGUAUACAACUAGCAUGUCGAGUCUGUGGACGAAAAUGAUAAAGUGUGACCAUUCACUUACCCAGGUUUUUCAGGCCAUUUGGCGAAAAUUGCCUGUUUGUGGUGUGUUUUUGUUGUUUUUUUUUUUUAUAGCUUUUAAAUAUUUUUUAAUCUUAUUGUUGUUAUUUUUUCUUUUGGUGAAAAAUGUGUUUAAGGCCUCGUCCAAAUUAUUCCGUAUAUUUUCGAAACCACAUUUUUCUACGGGAAAAUUAUCGACUUUUCGCCGACACGAAAACAGGGAGUCCGCGCGAAAUAUUUCAUCCGCGGACUAUUCCUGUAAAAAAUAUGAAGUUUCAAAAAUACUCUGAUUCGUGUGGAUGAGAUGCGGCUUAAUCAAAGGAUGGUAGCAUCUAUACCUAACCCGAAUCUGAAAUCCCAGUGGUACUAGGGAGCUUAAGUAACAACUACGACGACGGCCACGAAAACGCCACUAAAAAGUGAAUUCGCGCUGCUUCCGACGUAUUCGCUGUUAUUCCAUCUCGUUCAAUUUGUCAAAUGUUGGCAAAUGUUUCUGGAGUUGAUUUCUAAAAGACUUUAUCAAAGUUCAUGAAAAGAAAAAGAAAGUUGCUAUCUUGCGUUCACCGAGCUGAAAUUAGGCAUUUUUUACGUUGUAGUCGUGCAGCGACGGUUAAGAAAUGUACAAAAAAGCAUGAUGCACGUGCGAAGUUGUUGUUUUGCUUAUUAAACCUACAACUGUACUGUGCUGCGUUUUUUUUCCAUUCUUGUUGACGUCGCCGUUGUCGUUGCUUAAGCUCUUUACUGUGACGGUGGGCUGCAUACUCCACCAUAUAGUGCUGGGCUUAAACGUGUCCUCUGUUAGGAGCUUUACACAGAUUGAAGGAGUAUUUUUUUAUAUCCUUUUUUUUAAAGUUACCCUGUUUAAGGUUGUUGAACUUCCUGAAAGAAAAGAAGAAAACAAAACCAAACAAAACCAACCAACCAACAAAAAACAAUCGAAUACGCAGACACGUACCCUACUGUCUAUGAAUCGUACAUGGCUUUAGAAUUUUAAGAAACAUUUUUUCUCUUCCAAGAUAGAUAUUCACGAUGUUUCUUAAGUUGAAUGAUUGUUUGCAUGUUUUUGUAGGUGGUACUCUCUUUGUAGUACUCCAAGGAAGUGCUGAAGUGAUGGAAGAUGAUAUGCCUGCAUCACACACCGUGGGGCUUAAACAAGUCUUCUGUAAGCAGUUUUUGCGUUAAGUGCUGCUAACCGAUUGAAUGCACUCAAAAAUUGCCCGCUUCCGAUCAAAUCAAGGCUUGUUUGGCGGGCGGGGAGAGGAAAUGGUGGGGAGGGGAGGUGGUGGGGGUUGUAUUAAGUGACAUUUGGUCAAAAACUCGUCUCAGUUACAGCACUCGUCACAGUCAAAACACUCGUCACAAUCACAACACUAGUCACAGUCACAACACUCGUCACAGCCAACAGACUCAUCACUCUCACAACACUCGUUUUCAAAUUCUGUUUUUUCACGUCCAGCACAGCUGUACAUAGGUUAUGCAAUUUCUGGCUGAAUUCGUGGGGUAUUCGAUAACAGCUUAUAAAAGUAUAGCGCUUUGCCAAUAAUCAACCACAAGAAAGUUGUGGGUUUAGGUAGUUUCAGACCACUGAAAAGACCUGGCCCGGGUUGUUCAAACGUUGGAUAGUGCUAUCCACCGGAUAAAUCACUAUCCGGAAGUUAAGAAGUUAAGUAUUAGGGAAACCAAUUGCGCUAUUUAGUGAAUAGAGAUUUAUCCAGUAGAUAGCGUUAUGCACCGGAUAAAUCACUAUCCAGAAGUUAAGUAUUAGGGAACCAUGUGCGCUAUCCAGUGGAUAUCCACCUUUUGAACAACCAGCCAGCCUGACAAUUAAUUACCCGUUUGUUCCUUCCCACAAUACUUGUAGAUGUGAUCAUAUCCAAGUUUGUAAAGUCUGGUACGUUUUCGUACAGAUAUCCACAUCAGAUUUCUCUCUCUGCAAGCCUAGUUUGUACCAAAAGGCCUUGCAGACAUUAAGCAAUUUCGUGUUGCCUUUAAUGCUUAAGAAUUGUUACGCCCGAAAGAAGGAUUUUUGAAAACGUGUUUACCCAAAUUCGCCGCUAUAUAUGAUUGUGUCAAUGGACCUCAGCCUCGCUAUCUGGUAAUAUAUCUGGUCCACGAUUAUUGGCUCGCUCAAAGUUCUGCAAUCAGUUUCGAGCAUUGUGUAUAGCCUGACAGACAUGCACCAGGUAUGCUUUACGGAUCACUGUUGAAUUACAGAUAAGACUUACGAUAAUAGAAACAAAGAGAAACAAAAAUGAAAUGUUAGUAUACGUAUUUAUUUAAAGGAAUCUGCUCUCAAUGAACAUAAGAAGUGUUAAGACAACAUGUAGGAUAAUAUUCGUGUUGAUAUUGAGGUUAACGAACUCAAGCUGCAAAUGAGUUUGACUAGCUCCUAUCCUUUCUGCUCUUUUGUAGGGAAGGCUGGCAACAUGCCUGUCCGGGGAUGGGUAAAAGCAACGGAAUUGUGUGUGGCAGCUGUUUUCCCAGAGGGGGUAGUGAGAGAAGCCGAGAGUACAUUCCCGGAUGUUGUGCUUCCCAGACCUUGAGCAAGCAUUCUUUGGAUGGAAUAAAAUAACGCUUAACGGUUACCGCGUCUGGGUGCUUCAGGAACUAUUUACGUGAAUGAACAGUGACAUUUUGCCCUCAGCAGGGGAUGAGUGUGCGACGUUCCAGACAAACUGUAUAGUCUGUAUAACCCUGCAUAACGCGACGUGUGUAGAAACCUGUAUAAAUAUACCGUUUUUUUCAUUCAUUCAUUUAUUUAUUUGUUUAUAUAUUUCUGUAUUACAUAGCUGAGCUGUAUUCUGUAUUCUCAACUUGUUAGGGCGCGUCAGGUCGCGAAUAGACCAAUUUCAAUAUUUUGAAAAUCAUACUUAGCUACGAGGUUCAGGGGAAUAAAACAAAAUGAAUGUAUUAUUCAUUGGUGAGCCCCAAAAUGAUUUCUUUUCUUUUAUUCUCCCAAGCCUCGCAGCCAAGUAUAAAUUUUAAAAACUGAAUCAUUGGAUAAUGCAAUUCUAGAGCUCUGAUUGGCUCAGCCAUCAUGGAAUGAGUCAUUAUACCAUGCUCUCCAAAUAUGGUAACUUUACGCGUCUGAUCAAAAUUAAAAACAAGCUAAAAAUCUGAUGUUUUUUACAAAGUCGUGAAAAAUUCUCGAUAUUUGUGGGCGUUUUUAAUGAAACAAUUAUUCCACUCGUGUUCGAUGGAUAUGAGAUGAUUGUAG